CAAAUUUUUGAACUCCCAAAAAAAAAAGUUUUAAAAUUUCGAACAAAACAUUUUCGACAUUCGACGGUUUUUUGGCGACUUCCGCGAGACCCGCGAGGCCAGUCCCUGUGUGUGUUCCGUCCGAAGCUGUCCGCCCUUGGCCAGCCCUCAACGAUGGCAUCAAAUCAAAACGAUAGCAUACCCUUCUACGACGUGUUUGGCUACUACGAAUGGACGCUGACACUGGCCGACCCCCGGACGAAAGGAUGGCCCCUGGUCGAUUCCCCCGUUCCGACGCUUCUGUGUGUUCUCGCUUACCUGCUUGUCGUCUGGGUGGGACCAAAACUUAUGCGAGACCGAAAACCGUUCGACCUCAGCUCGGUGCUCAUACCGUACAACCUGGCGAUGGCCCUGCUGAAUUUGUACAUUUGCGUCCAGCUGUUUGUCGGUUCCACGCAGCUCGGCUACAGCUACAUCUGUGAGCCGUGCCAGCAGAGCUUUAGUGGGCCUGAGAUGAGGAUCGUUGGAGCUGUCUGGUGGUACUACUUCUCCAAGGUACUGGAAUUCAUGGACACGUUCUUCUUCAUCCUGCGCAAAAAAGAAAAUCAGCUCACGUUCCUGCACGUAUACCACCACAGUACCAUGUUCUCGUUCUGGUGGAUCGGCAUCAAGUGGGUGCCCAGCGGAAGUACCUUCCUUCCGGCCAUGGUCAACUCGUUCAUCCACGUGCUGAUGUACACGUACUACGGACUGUCCGCCGUCGGACCGCACAUGAACAAGUAUCUCUGGUGGAAGAAGUACCUCACCAUCCUGCAGCUGAUCCAGUUCACGAUCGCCCUGGUGCUGGGAGUCAACGGAAUCGUGACCGGCUGUGAGUUCCCGCUGUGGAUGCACUACACCCUGAUCGGCUACAUGAUCUCGUUCAUCGUGCUGUUUGGCAACUUUUACGCGCAGGCCUACAUUAAGGGGCACAAGAUCAAGCAGUUUGAAAUCAAUUCCAACAGUUUGGAUCUCAAGAGCAAAAACAAGGCCGAAUAAUCGAUGCGCCCGACGACCCGACCCCCACCAGCAUCGAUUUUCAACCGAUCGAUUGUAAAAAAAUGGAAGCCGUUGGUAGAAUGUUGUGUAAAAUGCUUAGGUCUAUCUUACUUGUCUAUAGAGCUACUUUAUAUUGCACGGAUGUUGGACUGGAACGAAUUGAUACGAUAAGUAAUGUUAAGCCGAUCGUGACAAAGAUUUGUGGAUUUUUUUACCAUUAGUGGAAGCGUGAAUAUUUAUGUUAAACACU
Messenger RNA from Culex pipiens pallens (northern house mosquito), 1267 nucleotides. RefSeq names its product elongation of very long chain fatty acids protein 4-like. The record is from RefSeq and is a predicted model, not a curated record. Bases 154 to 1017 code for a protein of 287 amino acids. Gene Ontology annotation, cellular component: endoplasmic reticulum membrane. Gene Ontology annotation, biological process: fatty acid elongation, saturated fatty acid; fatty acid elongation, monounsaturated fatty acid; very long-chain fatty acid biosynthetic process. Gene Ontology annotation, molecular function: fatty acid elongase activity. The transcript is spliced from 6 exons. NCBI's taxonomy places the organism in Eukaryota, Metazoa, Arthropoda, Insecta, Diptera, Culicidae.